Molecule: messenger RNA, 810 nt
Organism: Moneuplotes crassus
Lineage: Eukaryota; Ciliophora; Spirotrichea; Euplotida; Euplotidae
Source: the annotation of a GenBank genome assembly
AUGAAAAUAGAGAAUUCUGAAACAGAAGAUGAUGACUCAAUUACAAGUCUAUUUGGUGUGGAUCCUAUACUCUUGUCCUUUUUGAGAAGUGCAUCCAUGAAUGAACAGGAGAAAGCGCUACAAAGGCUUUAUGACUCUGUAUAUCACAAAGAACCAAGAAAGUUUGAUCCAUCCUCUCCUGAUUUCUAUGUGAGAGAGGAUAAACUAAAUCAGUAUAUGAACUACUUUACCCUAUUGCUUGACUCUGAGACUACAAGUGAGCAAGUUAAGGAGUUAGCUAUAAGAUUGAUUAUCUUAGUUGCGAACAUCAGAAGCUCUGGUGAAGAUUAUUUGGUAGCCUAUAACUAUAUUUCUUCAAGGAAAUGGAAAAUAAAUUUGCAUGCUGAGUUAUCUCUAAAUCCUUACUUUAAACAAAUAAAGAUUGAGGAAGCCGAUGACCAGCCACAACCAGAGCCACUCAAGAUUAAACCAGAUGGAAACUAUUCAGUUGUCUAUGAGGAUAGCAAAAGAAUCAAGAUAAGCAAUGCCGUUGAACAUGAAGUUAAUUGGAGUACCCGGUGUUCCUUUGCCUUCGAAGAAAACUACUUUUAUAUGUUUAUCAGAAGAAAAGGACUCUUCAAAGUUGGUUUCAGAAAUUCUAGUCAUGUCACGGCAGGAAAAAUCUAUAAGUAUAGAAAGCUUGAUAUUGAUGACAAGUGAUCCCUAGCCUUUGUGAAUGGAGUUUUGUACUUAAGACAGGCUAUAGAAGAAGACAAAGAUAAUACGAAGUAUAAUAAGCCAUUGGAAAUUUUAUCGAAAAUGAACAGUUAA